Messenger RNA from Drosophila subpulchrella, 2197 nucleotides. RefSeq lists its product as uncharacterized. The transcript has 4 exons. Gene Ontology annotation, molecular function: calcium ion binding. The record is from RefSeq and is a predicted model, not a curated record. Lineage: Eukaryota; Metazoa; Arthropoda; Insecta; Diptera; Drosophilidae.
UCAAAACGAAUUCGAACGCUUAGGCGAACGGUUGUGUUUCCUCCCAAACAAAAAAAAAACAAUCUUCAAAAAACUCUCAAAACCCCAGAGAAAUCGAAAAAAAUAACUUACCCAUACAUAAAUAAAAGUGUAAUAAAUUAAAGCGAACUAAAAUAAAAGAAAAACAUUUUUUUGUGGUGCAUCUUCAAAAAAACCGGUUGUUAAAUGCGCGUUGCAAUAAAAACAACGAAAAGAGUUCAACAACAAAAACCUUAAGGAAAAGGCAACGUUGCACAUUUUCUGGAGUGCAGUUCAAACUGUAAGAAAAAGAGGCGAAAAUUGAGGAAAAACUAAAGAAAGUCGAGAGACUAUUUGAACGAAAAACAAGAUGGCAUUCUCGAUUGUGAGCCGUGGUAUUUUGCGCACUUCGAGAGAAAUUCUGGAACGCAACAUGGCCGCAACUGUCGGCGUUCUGCAGCAGAGCGCCUCCCCGCCCCCGAACACGCCCAUUUCGCACAGCGAUUGCCAUCGCCUUUUCCUGGCAACUGGUGGCAACGUCUGUGGACAUGGAGCACACUCACUGCUGUGGCAUCAAAUGCCAACUGCCGUGGUCCAGGCUGUCCGUCAAUAUUCCAAAAAAUCCGCCGAAGCGGCCAAAUUGCGACGGGAGGUGGAAAGUGAUAGUGAUUCCGACUCGGAUGAUGAGUUCGAGCGACGUCGCCAGAAAGUGGAUUCCAAGCGGAGCGAACGGGGCGACUCAGCCUUCUGGCGCCGCAAAAUGCGUACCCUCCAUCGCAUUUUGGACGUGAACCACGACGGUGUUGUGUCUUACGACGACUUCCGUUUGCUGGCCAAACGCUUCAACGAUCUGGGCCAUUUGACCCCGGAGGUCGCCGCCGAGUUCAACGAUGUGAUUAAGCAUACGUGGGAAGAGCAGUUCGGGGAGAUAACCCCUUACAAUCUGGUGACUGCCGAGCAGUUUCUCACCGAUCUGCACCAUCGUCUCAACGACAAGAAGAUGGCCAAACGCAUUGGUCGUUUCCUGCCCUACUUGUUUAAGGCUGUGGACUUUGAUCACACUGGCCAUUUGGAUCUCGAACAAUACAAGCUCUUCUUCCGCUGUCUGGGACUGACCGAAGACGACGCUGCCGUUUCAUUCGCUGUGAUAGACAAGAACGGCGAUGGCCAAUUGUCGCUCAAGGAGUUCGUGCAUUUGGGCCGUCAGUUCUUUUUAACCGAGGACGACUCGAAGAUAUCGAAAAUGUUCUGGGGACCGCUGGUGGCCGAUCAUUGACGGGGUGCAGUCACUGCUGUAGAUCACAAUUCAACCAAAACAAUCACAACAAUAAUAACCCCACAUAAAUAUCCGAUCAACAACACCAAACAAGAUUAUCAAAAACAACAACAACAGAACGUCCGAAGCCGAAACAACGGCAACAAUAACACCAAUGAGCCAAUGCUAAAUACAUUUAAAACGACAACGAUGAUGGCCAAUAAUAAUAAUAAUAAUAUAAAGAUAUUGGCCACAUCGUUGCCAACUCGCGUGCAGGCGGCAGGCGGCAGUUGGCUUAAUCUACAGCAUGUGGCGCCGCAUAAAUCGGGACCGAUGAUAACUACCAUUAGCAACACCACCACCACAACGAUCGUUAUAAGGAACAUGAGCAUUUACGACUAUUUACGGCAUAACUUGAGCAGGUCAAAGCGCCAGCGCUCGACCUUUGAACCCCAUCCAUCGCCCAGCACAUGUCCCGCCUCCAAGUUGCGCAAGCACAAUUUUAGUAACUAUCAAAAGGAACGGGAACGGGAGCAACGGCAUAAAGAUAAAAAUCAACGAACCAAGGGCAAACCAUCGAUGGAUGACUACGAUAUAAGAUUCUUUUUCUACCUUAACUCGCUAAUUUUAUUCACCAUGUCGUGCAGCCGUCAAUCGGCCGCCGAGGGUGAUGACCUCAAGCAUUUCAUUUGCGACCGGAUCCGGAAGUUCGAUCGCCUGCGGCGAAAGGCACGCAAGCGCCGGAAGCGAAGGCCCAAACAACUGGCCGAGGAUCGAAUGCACCUAUAAACUCUGAAUAGUGGAGCUACAUAUUAAUCACACGGUCACCCUAUCUACCAUAUAAUCGAUUAUUUUUUUGCCUAGUUAAGAGUUACGUUUAACUGAUAUAUUAAACCAUACAGCAAGCAUGAUAUAACGGAAUAAAACUGAUUUUUAAAUGUACGA